This is a messenger RNA of Boeremia exigua, 2205 nucleotides long. RefSeq lists its product as uncharacterized. The transcript is spliced from 4 exons. The record is from RefSeq and is a predicted model, not a curated record. The coding region runs from base 1 to 2205 and encodes 734 amino acids. NCBI's taxonomy places the organism in Eukaryota, Fungi, Ascomycota, Dothideomycetes, Pleosporales, Didymellaceae.
AUGCCAACAUAUCAUGCUUGUAACAUCACCGUUUGCCUGGGCUCUGUGCCCCUCGCUGAGACGACUACCAGCGAUGUCGUUCUCAGGAAGGGUGAGGUAGCGAAGCGGCAGAGCGAAACUGCCGAGAAGAAGCUGCUGCACAGCUCCUACUUGAGAGAGAAACGCGUGUUGUUCCCUGGCGAUCCGGACGGGUUUGAGCUCAAUUGGCUAGGUAACGCACCAUUUAUGCAGGUUGAGGCUGAUGACGGCUUCGCUCGGUCCCCAAGACCCAACGGCAGCCCUCUGCAAGACCGUAUAGCGCAAGCGCUCACUCUGCAUGUCAAGCUAUCUGACAAGGCUCUUCACUCUGGCUUCACCGGAAAGACACAUCUGAAGAUGGAGGUGCUCUUCAACGGUCAGCUCUCGGCAUGUUCUCUCAUUCACGCCAACGACAUACGUUCGGGGGCAAAGUCACUUCAUCAAGUCUUUUCCGGGUACAGAGUGGACUUUCUUGCUGAACGCCCGUGGGUCUUACUGCCACCCUUCACUACUGCAGAUGGCGGAGCGAGAAGAUUUCGCAGAACAAUUACACCAUUAGAACGUUUCAAUGAGAUCAGCACUUCGAUACUCAAAGAGGCUAAAGAGCGAGGCACGAAUAAAUCCGGAGACUCGCCACCGUCUGCUGUGUUCCUCAAUGCACUCGCCCAGAUGCAGGCGCCAGCUUGUAUCAUGGACAUGCAGAAGCCUGGUGGCAGAAAGUUCGGUGUUCUCGACGUAGUCAUCACAGCCGGAACAGGCAACAAACCCAUUACCGGUACGAGCUACCUGAAGAGCCCACAAAGGCUCAAGGAUCCUGACUACGUUGCAGCCAACGUAAGCCCAGACGGUGGACACACUGAUGCAGGAGGAAAUACCGAGACACAGAACGAACGUCCUACAAAGCGUCGAGCAGUUUCCCUGGCUGAAGAUCCAUCCGCUUGUCUGCAUCCAGGUGGGUUAAGCAGCCCACUCUCACACAUACCGGACUUCUUCAGCCACCCAGGAUCUGCACCGUUCGCGACACCAACGAUGCCGUCAUCACCAGCUUUCCCGACAUGCGAAUCACUGCCACCAACCGCUUUAUUCUCUGUUACUUCAAACUCUAGAACAAGUGCAUCACCAACAAAAGGCAUGGCCACAGUCGACUCAAAUGAACAUUGUUCUAGUGUGCUGAUCAGCCGAGUCGUAAUCAGCUUCAACAGCAGGCCGGUGGUCGAUCAUCGUUGUAAGGUCGCCCAUCACAUCAUCGUGAACCAUGGGCGUCCUCUUAAGGGAAAUGCUAGAGAUCAAGCAGAGUCACCUGAUCUCGAGUGUGGUAAACUAAAGACUAGGUCUCGCGCUCGACAAUGGCGUGGUCCACACAACAAAAUUAUUCAGACAAACUACCGAGCAACUUCUCCGAUCGAAGAGGGGAACAUCUCUAAUGGCGAACAAGGCUUGCCGAAGAGCACACCAGUACUGGCGCCAAGUUCCAUACAGACUCAUAUGCACGUGCCCUCUUUGCAGUCAGCUGCGACACAGCGCCGUGCUUACUCGCGAGAUGCAACCCCUGGUAUACAGGGUCCUAAAGCUGCCACAUUCCUUCUCGACGAUCCUGAAGAAGUUUUACGUGAAGCAGCGCGAACGAGGCGUUCCAAAUCACCAACCAAGCCAGCAGCGACUGUGUAUACCGCGCCUACCACGUCAGCAGCUCAAAUCGGCAAGGAAUGUCUGAGCGGCUCGUCCCCUUUGUCGAGCGUGCCUGGAUCUCCCUUACCCGAGAGUCCGAUCGAGGCGAGUAGUGGAGCAUUCGUGCCUCCUGGUCACAUCCCGCAGCUUGAUGGAUUGGCAGACAGUGCAUCGCCGGUAGACUUGUCACACAGACUGGCAGAAUCAUCAGCUGAAAAGGCCUCUCUUCCAACACCGCAGCUUCAGCGUUCCGGUCUUGCUGCUCUCCCGUCUGUAUUGGCAGUCCCGAAGAAGCGUAAGUUGACGCAGCAGUCGCCAACUAGAACGCCACGAGAUCCCGACCGCCUCAGCACUGUCAACAACCCGCCACUCAACGACGAUUGUGUCAUUGCAUUUGCAGAGAGUAGCAAAAGCGGUGCAGAAAAAAGAAUUCUGAGACAGGUCAAGGGCGAGAGGCAAGGGUUGUUCAAAGAGGAGUACGUGGUGCUUGCGGUGAGGUUCUUUGUCGCUGGAGGUUGA